Cucurbita maxima (winter squash) is the source of this 1117-nucleotide messenger RNA. Its product is annotated as 54S ribosomal protein L51, mitochondrial-like. Lineage: Eukaryota; Viridiplantae; Streptophyta; Magnoliopsida; Cucurbitales; Cucurbitaceae. The record is from RefSeq and is a predicted model, not a curated record. Gene Ontology annotation, cellular component: mitochondrial large ribosomal subunit. Bases 186 to 545 code for a protein of 119 amino acids. Gene Ontology annotation, molecular function: structural constituent of ribosome. Gene Ontology annotation, biological process: mitochondrial translation. The transcript is spliced from 4 exons.
CUUUCACGUUCAGCCACCCCCUCCACUCCAUUACCAGCCACCGCCGCUGCCGCACUCUCAGCUGCCACAGUCUCAGCCUUCCGACGAAAUCAGAGUUACUAAUCUCUAUUCCACAGAAACCCAGUGGUUCGCCGUUGGUGCGAUCGCGCCGUCGCCGCUCGUUUUCCAGAUUCCCAAGAAUGUAGAUGGCUUUGCGAGGUGUAUGGCAGCUUAAGAAGCUGAUUGUCAGCUAUUGUGACUGGGGAGGAAGCAGCAGGGGUAUCAGGGCAUUUAUGGACUCAGAAUUGCCAGCUUUUAGAGAGAAAAAUCCUCAGCUACAAAUAGUUACUGAACUCAUUCGUGGGCAGCAUCCACACUUAAAGGGCUUCUAUAAAAGCAAUAAUCAUCGGGUGAUAUGUGUGAAGAACAUGGAUCCGGAAGACAUACAUUUACAUGCAACGAGACUAAGGAAUGCAUUGGGACGAAAGGUCUUAAAACUGAGGACAAGACAUGUAACCAAAAAUCCUAGUGCGCAAGGUACUUGGAACACUGAUGUAAGAUUUUGAGCCCUGCAUACAUAAUUCCUAAAGAGCUUGAUUGUCGUUUGGAGGUUGUUUUUUCCAUCCAUUGUUAGAUGUUUAAGCCAAGCUCUAUCUUGCUUGAAUUUGUAGUUUCUAGUGAGUCCCAUGUAACUUUUUCGAGGUUGUUAAUGUCCCAUGAGCUUCUCUUGAAGAAUUACAUGAAACAGAACAGGAUUCUGAUUUGAUUUGUUAACUUGUCAUGAUUCAUCAAAGCGAUGAUGUCCCGAGAAUAAAUUGUUCCCAUGGACGGGUUGGGACUACCUCGCAUUUAAGCUUCUACAUAAUUGCGUCUAAGAAUAUAGAGCCAAACAUGAUUUCCGUUAAUAAACCAUGCUAUUAACCUAGAUUGGCACAAAGCAUUUCCAAAAUGCACCUCUAGAACACAUAUAUAUAAAAUCAGAGAGAAAUCCAAACGGCUUAUUCCUUCAUUCAAUUCAUUAGAUAGUAUAUUCCAACCGGAUAACUGCAGCUAAGGACGGUUCGCCUUUAUAACGUUAAAGCCAUACAGGCAUGAAGAAAACUAAGCACUCAACAGACUCUAAGACUAGUAUAACAUU